AUGAAAUGUAAUAGCAUAAUAUUAUUUUUUAUUCUAAUAGAAUAGACUUUAUGCUUUGAUGGAAAUGAUAAAAUACUACUUAGUUUAUCUUAAUCAUUUAGUUCGAUAAUUGUUACAGAGUUAGGAGAUAAAGUAAUAUAUUAUAUAUAAUACGAUAAUAGACCUUUUUCUUAGCUGCUAUAAUGUCAAUAAAAUAUAAUCGAAUAGCAGUUUUAAUUGGCUCUACUCUUGCUCUUAUACUCAUCACAACAAUAAGUACAAUUUUUGGACUUGUGAUUCCUGAAUUGAUUUCAAUCCUAUAUGCAUAAAUUAUAGUUUCGAUUGUUUUUUAUUGUUUUGGAAUUAAAUUCUUAUAUACAUGGUACACUAUGAAAAAAGAGAAAGAAGAUUUACAAGAGGUUGAAUAGGAAUUAACAACAUUAGAUAAAAAAUUGAUGAAUUUACCAGAUCCUGAGACAGAUCAAGUUAAUGAUAAUGUUACUAAAAGUAAGAAUCUUAAUAUUUAUAAUAGAUUUUAUAUAAGUACAAUUCUAAUCAGUGGUUUGGUAAGCUUUUACUUUAACGCUUUUGGGUGAAUGGGGAGAUAAAAGUCAAAUUACAACUAUAAGUUUAUCAGCAAUCUAUAAUCCUUAUUAUAUUUUCUUAGGUGCAAUCAUAGCUCAUUUUAUUUGUACAGUUAUAGCUGUUCAUGGUGGAAAAUUGAUUGCAAAUAAGUUAUCUGAGAAAAAUUUCAAUUUUCUAGGAGGUAUAGCUUUUCUUUGUAUAGCACUAAUAAACACUUAUAUGGCAGUAUUUUUAUGA
This is a messenger RNA of Paramecium pentaurelia, 801 nucleotides long. NCBI's taxonomy places the organism in Eukaryota, Ciliophora, Oligohymenophorea, Peniculida, Parameciidae. The record is from the annotation of a GenBank genome assembly.